Sebastes umbrosus (honeycomb rockfish) is the source of this 5715-nucleotide messenger RNA. RefSeq lists its product as uncharacterized. Gene Ontology annotation, biological process: regulation of transcription by RNA polymerase II. Gene Ontology annotation, cellular component: nucleus. The record is from RefSeq and is a predicted model, not a curated record. The transcript has 8 exons. The coding region runs from base 2063 to 5695 and encodes 1210 amino acids. Gene Ontology annotation, molecular function: DNA binding; protein dimerization activity. Lineage: Eukaryota; Metazoa; Chordata; Actinopteri; Perciformes; Sebastidae.
CAUCUGUCGUCUGUGUCGAAAAAUAGUACUUGCAAAAGGUGGAAACACCACGAAUCUGAGAAGUCAUCUGAGACGGCGACAUCGUGCUGAUUUCUUCGAGAACAUUUCUUCCACGACCUCUGGAGCUUUGUUUGAUUCUCAAGGUAUACACCAAAAUGCACCACUUUCACUUGCAAGAAUUAUGCAUUUUAAAGAGUGCAUGAAAUGUGAGUGUUGUUGCAUUGGCCGCCUUUUGCCACACUGCCUCAUUCAUCCACCCCCUUCACACUGUGUGCAGAGGGGCGCUAGUAUAUGGUUUAUAAAGUUGCAUUUAUAGAUAUGUGAGUAGUUAAAGGUGUGGACACGUGGGAGCACUAGACCUCAUUAUACUUAGACUGACAGACUGAUAGUGAGUGUAUUUAGUGUGUCACUUCUAUGAAUGCAACAUUUAAUUCCAUUGACAUUGUAUCCGACACAUUCAAAGAGUGUAUAUAAUCAAGAUAAUAACUUACACUCAAAAACGACGUGUGAGUGACACCGACCAGCAAGUUUCAAAGUAUAAACAGUAUCUCUUUCUUUUAAACAGGAGGUUAUCUAAUAUAUAAUUUGUACAUAACGUAAUUCCACAUUUUAGUAACAUUAGUGUUAUGUUUUGCCAUGUAACAGAUGUAACAGUGCUAUUACAAAACAAACAAACACUCUUUGAACCGCCUAAACGUGUUUGUACGCAUGCGCUAAAGGAGAUACGACCCAGAAGCUGUGAAGUGUGUUUUACGGCAGUCUCAUACCCUUGUUGUUGUUGUUGCCAUGGUAUCACCUAAACAUUGCCCAUUGUAUGGAGCUGAAGGUUAACACUUGGUAAUGUUUUUGCUGUUUAAUAUUGAUUUGGUGAAGAUAGAUGUUGUCCCGUUUGUGCGGUUGGUGCAGUCCGAGCCGCCAUCUUUAUCGUGUUAAACUAAUCAAUAAAGCACAGCGAGGCCGUGAUUUACAGUGGUUUUACCACAGCGAGGGGCGGUGUUACCAUGGUUAUAGACACGACACGGAGCGGACUACGGCUGCUGCAGUCACACCGCCAUCUUUAGAGGGUUAAUAUCCUUUUCUCUAAACCGACUGGCUCCAUCUCUUCAAUACAGACUGAUAACGACUGUGGUAUAAUCGCCGUAUAGCACCGGAGCCUGACUACUGGAGCGGUAUCACUCCGCUUUGUUUACAAGGCCAGCAUACAAACACCUGCUCGCCUCAUUUUGAGGUUUAAAGACACUCUACCUUGGGCAGCUAAUGGAGCUAACAGCUAACAGUAUGAAUGCAGAGCUGAAGGAGUCUCUACUGUUUGAGCCUGAUGUGAGAACUAUAGAGGAGGUUAUUCUCAAAGAAGAGGAUGAGUCACAAGAUGAGGAAGACUAUGAUUUAACACUAAAUGCAGCUGACCUUUGCAGACAUGCACUGGUGACAGACUUGGAACUGGAUGAACUGGAGGACAGCAGGACCGUAAGUAAGCUCACAAAGAAGCAGACGAUAUGGGCUGUGAACUGCUUCACCGGCUGGAUGGAGACCCAGGGGCUCCAGGUGGUGGACCUGGCUACAGUGGACAAGACUGACCUGAACGGGCUGCUGAGACACUUCUACGGAUCGGUACGAAACAGCAAAGGAGAGCUGUAUGGGAUCCCUAGUUACAUUGCGCUGAGAGCCGGACUGAACCGUUACUUCAAAGAGCCUCCUGUCAGCAGGCCCGUGAGCUUAAUGAGAGAUGCUGAGUUCAUGUCAGCCAACAAGGUGUUCUUGGGAGUGCUCAAGAGAAUCAGGAAGGCCGGUCGAGACAUAACAUCACACCAUCAGGCACUGUCUCCGGAUGAUAUUCGCAUCCUCAGACACUCCCGUGCGAUGGACACCAGCACUCCGAGAGGACUUCUGAGCAAAGUCUGGUUUGAUAUCCAGGUACAUUUCGGCCGCAGAGGGAAGCAGGCCAACAGGAGUCUGAGGCCAGAUUCGUUUGUAAUCAGAAAAGACGAGAGAGGUCUGAGAUACUGCACGCCGUUUUUUCGUCGACGAGACAAGAAAUCACAUUCAGAAGGACAGGUGCUCUAUGUUUGAGAAGCCGGGCAGUGAAUUCUGUCCCAUUACUUCUCUGUUAAAGUACCUGAGCAAGCUCCCAUCCAACGCAACCGCCCUCUACUUGCAGCCCAAGAAGGAAGUCAUUGAUGAGAUGUGGUACAGCCACCUCCCCCUAGGAGUCAAUUACCUGGGCUCAAUGUUGUCUCGCAUGUCUAAAGAAGCUGGCACAUCAGUCAUCUAUACCAAUCACUGCAUCAGAAACACACCCUUUCAACAACUGUGUGACGCUGGGCUGGAGGGAAGGAAAGUUAUUCCAGUCAUUGUACACAGGUCUGAAAGCUCCCUCCAAAGUCACCAGACGCCGCCCGUCGGGAGCUGCAGGCCGUGGAGCGAGAGCAAAUCAGCUGGCCCAGCAGGUUUGGAUUUAAACCAUGAUGAAUUCUUCGAGGAUGUUCCGUUUCUCCAGUCAGCGACAAACACAAACUACGUCCCAGACGCCGUGCUGCCGCCCGGAGAGCCGUGGCUCCAUGGCGGCCCCUCCCGGGCAGUGCUGUCCCUGCCCUCCUGCCUGUGCCUGUGCGGAGACGUUGGAUCUGGGAUGUCUGGUCCUGGAUCUUCUGGCGAUGAGCAGAUGGGAGAGAUCAAAGUGUAUGCCAAGUGUCACCUACAACAGGGCGUCAUGUUUGGGCCGUUUGUAGGAGAAGUGUGCAGAGGACAAAUGCCGAGCAACCUCAAAUACGCCUGGGCUAUCAGAGAUGAUGCUGCUUUUAUCUACGUCGACGCUUCUGAUGAAAGCAAAUCUAACUGGAUGAGGUAUGUAACGUAUACCAGCCGUGAGGAGGGACACAACCUGGUCAUCUUCCAGUUCUACCGCCACAUCUACUACAAGGUUUCCCAGCCCAUCACGGAGGGAGCAGAGCUCAGGGUCUGGAUCGGCAAGGAUUACGCCACCUUGCUGGGCCUUGGUAUGGGUGACAAUGUGAAAUGUGAAAUUGGAGACAAAGAGACAUUCCUGCGCCUUCUGCAAGACAUCCAGUUGGUCACCCUCCCAGAGCCCAGCAGCUCUUCUCUUUGGUCAGACCACAGCCAGUCACAGAGCCCCAUGCUUGUCAUCAGUGACGUGACAACGAUGUCAAACCCGGACGCAGUCGGCGACUUGGGCAUGAUUCCCGGCUCUGCCUUCCCUCCCCUGAUCUCCUUGCCGUCCCCAAGCUCUCAUAUAUUAGAAAAGUACGACUUUAUGCCUGGAAGUGAGAAACUGCUGAGUAACCCAAAUGCCACACAGAACAGCCCGUGGUACUUUUUCGGGUUGGAGCCGGACCCUACGGGUCGGCCUCUAGAUCGGAGCACUGCGGUGUGUAAGCUGUGUGGGGAACAUGUGGGCUGUGGAGGAGGAGGAGCAGCGGAUCUCCAAAACCACCUGACCGGCAAGCACCACAUCAGACCUCCACGUGACAGUAACAAGGAUCGGUGUCUUCCGACAAUAGCUCAGCAACGCCCACAGCCAAUGAUGGUAAACAGCGGCCUGGUCAGUACACUCCCCCAGGUGUCGUCCACUCAUGUGACCAAUGCCAUCGCCAACUUCCUCAUCAUGGAUCUCCUGCCUCCGGCUCUGGUAGAAGGGGACGGCUUCAAACAGCUGAUCCACACCCUCCUGCCCUCCUACAAGGAGCUGCCUUCUACUCGCCAGCUCGGGAACCUCCUCAAAGAACACCACGCCAAAGGCAAGACGAGCCUGGCUCUGCUGCUGAGGAAGAAACGGGCAAGCAGCGAACACGAGGAUAUACCUGACUACACUGCUCCCAUGGAGUUUGAGACCAGGAGACGCGGGCGACCUCCCAGCCAUCGGAGGGAAGUGCCUCACUUUGUCACCGUGAGUGUGGAUGUUUGGUUCCACAACUGGCAGGGCAACACCGAGAGGUACCUCACCCUCUGGGCACAUUACAUAGACUGUAGUUUUAGAUUUCAGAACCUGGCCCUGGCAACCCAAAGACUGACAGAGAGUGGUGGGAAAGACUACAGCCUUCAAGCAGUGGAGGCUCAAGUGAAAGUGAUGGCUCAGGAGUGGGGAAUCUCCCAGCCUAAUCUGGUCCUGCUGGGAGGGGAAGGAAGGAACAAGAUGAGGCCGGGGCCAAAGAAGAGCGUGAAAAGUGGAGAAGCUACGGGAAGCGUCCCUCACCCGAACUCAACGACAUUUCUCGAGAGGGAGGAGCCCGUGUCACUCGAGGAACCGCGUGGCUCGGAGCACGGCCAUUCUAGCGAAGGACUACCGUCCGUGCCGUGUUUCUUCAGCGCCGUGCAAGGCUGCAUAGAGGAAGUGAUGUCACACUCUGUCAUCUCCAAGACCCUCGGCCAAUUCCAGGGUGUUCUCGCGACCCUGUUCUUGCCACACGCUCAAAUCAAAGGCUCGUAUCAGCAGCACCACGCCCAGGGUCUGUUGCAGACCCUGACGAAACAAGAACGGGCGGAGCUGAAGUCGUGGGCUCACAGCCGGCCGACGUGGAAUAAGCUGUACCUUCUGCUGAGCAUGCUCACCAAACACAAAAGCCUUUUCUGUGAUAUGCUAAGAGAGAUUAAAAGCGAGGGCUUGUCUUCGGAAGACGCCGGUUCAGAAACCAGUUCGUCUGGCAGCUGCUACGCAAACUCCACCUCCAACACAUCCUCAACGAGCGUCGCGUCUUUGCGGUCUGAAUGGAGGGUCGUGGAGGAGCUGUGUUUGGUUCUCAGACCCCUGGACGUGGCGUGUCGAACUCUCGCCAAGGAGGCGUUCCCUCGCCUGUCCCUCAUCAAACCCAUUCUCACGGGCCUGCUUUCCCGCCACCUCGUGCCGCGGACGGGAGAUUCAUCAUCCAUCCUGAAGGAGGUGAAGAGGAUGAUGAGGCGGAACUUGGCGAGCUGUUAUGAAAACCCCGUUGUCAACAGGGUUCUGUGUGUGGCGUGUUCCCUCGACCCCCAGUUCCAUGGGCUGGGGUUCAUGGAGGAAAAGGAGCAGACAGCCACUUUUGAUUGGCUGAAGAAAGAGGCUGUGAGGAUUGUGAAGGAGGACAGGAGGAGAAACCAGGGUCCGAAGCAAAGCCAGAGCAAGAGAAGCCCCUCACCUGCGUCGCCAGAGUCCGAGAGCGACCUCCUACGGAGGAGCAAGCGCCUCAAAGAAUCCCGCCCGAUUAACUUCCGAGAGAUGGACUAUGAAGACGAAGAGAGUGACGCGUGGGAGCCUGAUGAGAGCGAGCCGGCAGAUCCAGGCCCUCAGGGCGGACUCUCUGGUAUGGAGUACCUCCUGGGAGACCUGUUCUGCUCCGCCCCCAAGAGCAGGCAGAGCUCCGUGGAGGAGUCCGUAGACAUGGAGAUGUCCGUCUUCAGAGCCGACAAGGGGGCCUCGCUGGGGGUGGAGCCGCUGCAGUGGUGGAGGACGAAGGCGGUGCAGUUCCCACUGUUGGCCACAGUGGCACGGGCCUACCUGGCGGCCCCGGCAGUGGCAGGUAGCGCUGCGCAGAACUUUACGCAGGAAGGAGCGGGAGCCACGUACAGGAAGAGAGCCAACAUACCACCAGAAAGUUUGGACUCCAUCUUGUUUCUGCACCACAACCACAUGCCCACCACUGAGGGCGGGCACGCAGCAGCUAGGAAUGACGACAAGAACAGUGGGAUUGAAAGGAUCCAAUAAACACACAAACCACUUUCAGU